Sorghum bicolor (sorghum) is the source of this 1251-nucleotide messenger RNA. Its product is annotated as polygalacturonase inhibitor. Gene Ontology annotation, molecular function: protein binding. The record is from RefSeq and is a predicted model, not a curated record. The transcript has a single exon. Bases 158 to 1006 code for a protein of 282 amino acids. Lineage: Eukaryota; Viridiplantae; Streptophyta; Magnoliopsida; Poales; Poaceae.
GACGCAUGUUGGUGCCAUCUCGCCUGAAAAUCACUAAUGGACCACAAUUCUGACCGGUCCACAAUGUACAGCUAGCUCCUUCCCUACAUAAAGAUUCGUCCUGCUAAAUGUCCAUGAAAGCAUUACACCAAGCAAUCUCAAACGAGACAAGGCAAUCAUGGAGCUGACGCGUCCUCACGAUUCCGUGGCUAUGCUCCUCGCCGUCCUCGUCGUCUCGGCGGCCGUGGCGCGCUCCGGCGGCGCCCUCUGCGACAAGUCCGACAAGGCAGCCUUGCUCGCGGUGAAGUCGGCGCUGGGCAACCCUCCGGCGCUCUCCGGCUGGAAUUCCACCGUCGCCUGCUGCUCCUGGGAGGGCAUCUCCUGCAACGCCACCACGGGGCGCGUCACCGAGCUGACCGUCUUCGCGCUCAACCUCUCGGCGCCUGUGCCCGCCGCCAUCGCCAACCUCACCGCGCUGCAGAGCGUCAACCUCGCCUACAACCAGCUCUACGGCAGCAUCCCGGCGUUCCUGGGCCCGCGCGCGCUCCCCGACCUCACCUUCCUCCGCCUCGACGGCAACCGCCUCACCGGCGCCAUCCCGCCCACGGCGACCGUCUUCGACCUCAGCCUCGUCGGUAACCUCCUCACGGGCCCGCUCCCGGCCACCUUCGGCGGCGCCAGCUUCGGCGACGUGGACCUCGCCGACAACCAGCUGACGGGCGACGCGUCCAUGCUGUUCGGCGCCAAGAAGCAGCUCAACGCGCUGCACCUGUCGCGCAACCGGUUCAGGUUCGACCUCGGCGGCGUGGAGCUGCCGGAGGCGAUGGACAUCCUGGAGAUCGACCACAACUUGGUGUACGGGAGCAUCCCGGCGGCGGCGGCGGCGAGGAAGUGGCUGGCGUUCGACGUGAGCUACAACCAGCUGUGCGGGCCCAUACCGCAGGGGCGGUACACGCAUCGGUUCGGGGCCAAGCACUUCGCCGGCAACAAGUGCCUCUGCGACCGCCCGCUCCCACCGUGCACCUAGUUGGCUUCAACACAUAGCCGACCAGUGAUGAUUUACUCGUUUUGUAAGCCGCAACCGAGCCAUUAGAAGAUUAUUAUUGGAUUAUCUAUAAUUGUACUCGAUCUUCCCUUCUGAUCAAUUCGUACUUAUUCACUUCAGUUGGCAACUGUUAUGUGGCCAAAACUGGCCGCUGGCAUUACUAGUCAGUAAAGCUCUCCCUGUGUCUACGAAAAAGGACAUGGGCAAUGUGUUUUUAUUUCAAAAAA